AUGAAGAACAACAUCAUCCGCUGCUUGGUAGGUCUUGGGGUUAAGCUGACCGUGGUGCCGUGGGACUACGACUUCACGCAGGAGGACUUCGAUGGCCUCUUCCUCAGCAACGGGCCCGGUGACCCAAGUCAGUGCGCCCAGACCAUCCAGCACCUCCAGCAGGUGAUGAAGCAGCGGCCCAACACUCCAAUCUUCGGCAUCUGCCUUGGGAAUCAGAUUCUUGCCCUGGCGGCUGGAGCCAAGACCUUCAAGAUGAAGUUUGGGAACCGGGGCAUGAACCAGCCCGUUGUCGACCUCCGGACUCAGCGCUGCUACAUCACCGCGCAGAACCAUGGCUUUGCUGUGGAUGCUCAGUCUCUCCCCAAGGGCUGGCUGCCACUGAUGGUGAACGCCAAUGAUGGCACCAAUGAAGGAAUCAUCCAUACAUCAAGGCCCUGGUUCUCCGUCCAGUUCCACCCAGAGGCCUGUGGAGGACCCAUGGACACAGACUUCCUCUUCAAGCAGUUCCUGCAGUUCAUCGCUGAUCCUGCAGCCUCAGCUGUGACGACCAUCCCAUACUCAAUCCCCCUGAGCUACCGCAAGGUUUUGGUUUUGGGGUCCGGGGGCUUGACCAUCGGCCAAGCCGGAGAGUUCGACUACUCGGGGAGUCAGGCCUUGAAGGCUCUGAAAGAGGCCGGCAUCAUGUCCGUGCUCAUCAACCCCAACAUCGCAACUGUCCAGACCUCUGCCGGCAUGGCGGACCGUGUCUACUUCCUGCCUGUCACCCCAGAGUUCGUGACGAAGGUCAUCGACAGGGAGCGCCCAGACGGCAUCUUCGUCUCCUUCGGCGGCCAGACUGCGCUCAACUGCGCCGUGCGGCUCCAUGAGCAGGGAGUCUUCGAGCGCUUUAAUGUGCAGGUCCUUGGCACGCCUAUUGAGGCCAUCAUCAAGACAGAGGACCGUGACCUCUUCAGCCAGGUGGUGGAUGCUUGCGGAGAGCAGAUCGCAGAGAGUAGCUGCUGUGAUUCGGUCUUGGAGGCCAUUCAUGCCGCGGAGAAGAUCGGAUACCCAGUCCUGGUGCGUGCUGCCUUUGCACUGGGCGGUCUUGGGAGCGGCUUUGCAGACAAUGAGAAUGAGCUGCGGAAGCUGGUGACGGUGGCGCUGGUGAACAGCCCGCAGGUGAUCGUCGACAAGUCUCUGAAGGGUUGGAAGGAGCUUGAAUACGAGGUGGUUCGGGACAAGAACGACAACUGCAUCACCGUGUGCAACAUGGAGAACUUGGACCCCAUGGGCAUCCACACUGGCGAGUCCAUUGUGAUUGCGCCCUCGCAGACGCUGAACAACGAGGAGUACUACCGGCUCCGACAGUGUGCCCUGAAGAUCAUCCGUCACCUGGGCAUUGUGGGCGAGUGCAACAUCCAGUAUGCCGUGGACCCCAAGAGCUCUCAGUUCCGUAUCAUUGAGGUCAAUGCCCGGCUCUCACGGAGUAGUGCCCUGGCCUCCAAGGCAACAGGCUAUCCCCUGGCCUAUGUGGCUGCAAAGCUUGCAUUGGGUCACGACUUGGCGCAGCUUCGCAACAGCGUGACGCGAUGCACUACAGCCUGCUUCGAACCGUCCCUGGACUACGUGGUGGCCAAGGUGCCACGCUGGGACCUGCAGAAGUUCUCCACUGUGGACGCCCGAAUCGGCUCGGCAAUGCAGAGCGUCGGCGAGGUUAUGGCCAUCGGCCGCACCUUCGAGGAGACCAUCCAGAAGGCUCUGCGCAUGGUGGACGAGGCUAGCCCUGGCUUCGACCCGGCGCGCUUCGAGAUCGAAUUGGACAGGAGGGGCGUCGACUUGGCUGGCCCAGAAAUGAUGCGGGAGGUUCAGAAGGAGCUCAGCAACCCGACUCCUGUGAGGAUCUGGGCAGUCGCAAAAGCCUUCGAGAUGGGCAUGGAUGUCUCAGAUGUCCACCGCCUGACCAACAUUGACUGCUGGUUUCUGGGCAAACUCCAUGGCCUGCAUCAGCUCAAGCAAGCCAUGAGGCACAUGGACUUGUAUGGACUUCAAAGCCAGCCAGCCCUUCUCUUGGAGGCCAAGUGCCGUGGUUUCUCCGAUCGCCAGAUUGCAUCGCUGGUGUCAGCCCCAACACUGGUGCACACGGAGUUGUCACCAAGGCAUCAGCUUGCGGACUUCGGCGCCAGCCGCUAUGUGGGUGGCCCUGUUACCGAGGCCCACAUCCGCCACAUGCGAAGGUGCGCCGGCAUUGUGCCCAAAGUCAAGCAGAUCGACACGCUGGCAGCAGAAUUCCCUGCCGAGACAAAUUACCUCUACUUGACCUACAGCGGCCAAGAGCAUGAUGUGGAACUUGUUGGUGGCCAAGCCCCUGUGGAGACGGACUUCAGCCCUCCCAAGCGCCUUCCAUUGCAGAGCUCCAUCCCGGAACCGACGACGCUGCAAGGGCCAGGCCUCGCUCGCGAGGAGAAGGAGUCCCGAGUGGUGGUGCUUGGAUGCGGGCCUUACCGGAUCGGAAGCAGCGUUGAGUUUGAUUGGUGCAGUGUUUCUUGUGUGCGCACCCUGCGGAAGUUGGGCCACAGGGCUGUAGUUGUAAAUUGCAACCCCGAAACUGUCUCCACAGACUUCGACGAGUCCGACCGCUUGUACUUUGAGGAGCUGAGUCACGAAAGGGUGCUAGACAUCACGGAGCUCGAGACGCCAAGGGGUGUGGUUGUGUCCGUGGGUGGGCAAACGCCCAACAACCUUGCCCUUGGAUUGCACCGCUGCGGUGUCCGGAUCUUGGGCACAUCAGUUGAGGCCAUCGACGCGUGUGAGGACCGCAACAAGUUCAGCCAACUUUGCGACCAGCUACACAUCGACCAACCUGAGUGGUCCCAGUUCGAGACCCUCGAUGAGGCUCGCAGCUUCUGUCGCUCCGCAGGUUUCCCAGUGCUUGUCCGGCCCUCCUACGUGCUCAGCGGUGCGGCCAUGCGAGUGGUAACCAACGACUCGGAGUUGGAAGUCUUCCUCAAGACAGCUGCAGUUGUCAGCCGUGACCACCCGGUCGUGAUUUCAAAGUACAUCACCGGUGCCAAGGAGGUGGAGCUGGACGCUGUAGGCAAGGCGGGCGAGCUAGUGAACUAUGCCAUCGCUGAGCACAUUGAAAACGCAGGGGUGCACAGCGGAGACGCGUCCUUGCUGCUGCCUGCGCAAAGGCUGUUUGUGGAGACCCACCGCAAGGUCAAGAGCAUCUCGCAGAAGCUUUGCAAGGCCCUGAAGAUCUCCGGUCCCUUCAAUAUUCAGUUCAUUUGCAAGGACAACGAGGUGAAGGUGAUCGAGUGCAACCUGCGUGCCUCUCGAUCCAUGCCUUUCAUUUCAAAGACCUACAAUGUGAACUUCAUCGAACUUGCGACCCGCAUUAUGGUUGGCAUGCCGGUUCGGCCAGCCAUCAUCCAGCCCAUGGACAUCGAGUUCGUGGCCUGCAAAGCGCCCAUGUUCUCUUUCGGCCGCCUGAAAAAUUCUGAUCCUCGGCUUGGGGUGGAGAUGUCCUCCACUGGCGAAGUUGCCUGCUUCGGCGUGAAUGCCCACGAGGCCUUCCUUAAGAGCAUGGUGGCGGCGAAUUUCAAGCUACCAUCGCAGUCCAUCUUGGUUUCCUUGGGCCCAUCCACGGCCAAGAGCGAGUUCGUGAGCUCUGGGGCAGCUCAACAGCUGCAGGAGAUGGGUUUCACCCUCUAUGCUACCAAGGGCACCCACGAGCACCUCAAUGGCGCAGGAAUCCAGAGCAGUAUGGUCUUCAAGCCGCUGGUCAAGCGCGAGCCGAAUGCAUCGACGCUCUUGCAGGGACGCAAGGUUGACCUUGUGAUCAACGUCCCGGACUGCAUGGACUCGGACGCCCUCACGGAUGGCUUUAGGAUCCGACGGGGCGCUGUGGACUCAGGUACUUCCCUGAUUACCGACAUCAAGACCGCCAUUUUCAUGUGCCAUGCGCUUCAUCGAAAGUGGACGAGGGAGACCGGUGGCAAGCCAUUCUGGGACAUUUGCUCAUGGCAGGAAUACGUCGAGAUCGUGGAGCGGCUCAACUAA
This is a messenger RNA of Symbiodinium pilosum, 4038 nucleotides long. The record is from the annotation of a GenBank genome assembly. NCBI's taxonomy places the organism in Eukaryota, Dinophyceae, Suessiales, Symbiodiniaceae.